GACGCCGGCCGGGGCUGCUGCUGCCGCUGCCGCUGCGCCCUGGCCCCGCCACCGCCGCCGCCGCGCAGCUGCAGCCCCAGCCCCGCUCCCAGCCCCGCUCCCUCCCUGCGAGGCACCGAGACCCCAGCCCGAGCCGGCGGCAGGCUUCAUCAGCAGUUUCUUGAUGUUCGGAAAGUUCUGAGACCCACCCUGUCGGACUACUUGUAACCAGCACCUGAGACUACAAAAUCCUCUCUUGGAAGGAAGCGUCCAUCACAAUAUUGUAAAAACUCUGCAGGCCUUGCAAGGCAGGAGAGUGAUUCGUGCUUCCGUUGACACUGGUGUGUGAUCUCUGCUUCUUAUGCACUCCAGCACCCCUAUCAGUUCCUUGUUCUCCUUCACCAGCCCCGCAGUGAAAAGGCUGCUGGGCUGGAAACAAGGAGAUGAAGAGGAAAAGUGGGCAGAAAAAGCUGUUGAUUCCUUGGUGAAGAAAUUAAAGAAGAAAAAGGGUGCCAUGGAAGAACUGGAAAGGGCUCUAAGCUGCCCGGGUCAGCCCAGUAAAUGUGUCACGAUCCCACGUUCCUUGGAUGGGCGGCUGCAGGUGUCUCACCGCAAGGGGCUGCCCCAUGUCAUAUACUGCAGAGUGUGGCGCUGGCCUGAUUUACAGUCUCACCAUGAAUUGAAACCACUGGAAUGUUGCGAGUUCCCAUUUGGCUCCAAACAGAAAGAAGUGUGCAUUAACCCCUACCAUUACCGGCGGGUGGAAACCCCAGUCCUACCUCCUGUACUCGUUCCAAGACACAGCGAGUUUAACCCUCACCUCAGCCUCCUUGCCAAGUUUCGUAAUACUUCUCUGCACAGCGAGCCUCUGAUGCCACACAAUGCCACCUACCCCGAUUCUUUCCAGCAUCCUCCGUGCACCCCUUUUCCAUCAUCACCCAGCCACAUGUUCUCCCAGUCACCCAACAGCAUCAGCUACCCCAACUCACCAGGAAGCUCUUCUGGACCAGGAAGUCCCUAUCAGCUCACAGUGGAAACUCCGCCCCCACCUUACCAUGCAAGAGAAACUCCAGGAAACUUAAAUGGGCGGUCAAUGGAUGCAAUAUCUGAAAGCCAACUAGUGCUGUCUUUGCCCAAUGGAGGUAAAUCUGCCGAUGGAGAAACUGAAAAUUUUCGGCCUGUUUGCUAUGAGGAACCCCAACACUGGUGCUCAGUUGCAUACUAUGAACUCAACAACAGGGUAGGGGAGACUUUCCAGGCUUCCUCUCGAAGUAUCCUUAUAGAUGGAUUUACAGAUCCCUCAAAUAACAAAAACAGGUUCUGCCUGGGACUGCUCUCAAACGUAAACCGCAAUUCUACUAUAGAAAACACCAGGAGACACAUAGGAAAAGGUGUUCAUCUUUACUAUGUCGGCGGGGAAGUUUAUGCUGAAUGUGUCAGUGACAGCAGUAUUUUUGUGCAGAGCCGCAAUUGUAACUAUCAGCAUGGCUUCCACCCAGCCACUGUCUGCAAGAUCCCCAGCGGCUGCAGCCUUAAGAUCUUCAACAACCAACUCUUCGCCCAGCUGCUUGCCCAAUCAGUCAACCAUGGCUUUGAAGUGGUAUAUGAGCUGACCAAGAUGUGUACGAUUCGAAUGAGCUUUGUUAAAGGCUGGGGAGCAGAGUAUCACCGCCAAGAUGUUACAAGCACGCCCUGCUGGAUUGAGAUCCACCUGCAUGGACCAUUGCAAUGGCUGGAUAAGGUGCUGACACAGAUGGGCUCACCUCAUAACCCCAUCUCCUCAGUCUCUUAGGAAUCAUCUCUAGAAGUCCCUUAGGAUGGAUGCUAUUGCAGGCAGUGGCUUAUAGGAUUUCCGGUGAACAGAAGCUUCUAUAUGUAGAUGUAUGUAGAUGUAAAUAUUCCUAUACAUAGUCUACUCUCCUAUUUUUUUUUUCAUGAUAUGUUUUGUGGUUUCUAGUUACUCUGAUGCCAGUACAAUAAGUUUAGAAAUUCAGGUAUAGCAUAUCUGUUCUCUAGUACAAAAUAAGCCAAAUUCCUGCAAAAGUGUCGAGCAGUUUCUGUGAGCAUCUUCAUUCCCCAGCCACGCCAGUAAACGGUGCGAAUUCUCAUCACUUCCACGUGGAUUCAGAAACCUGGCUGUAGCUGUUCCUAGUAGGUGAAAUUCACCCCUCUGCAGGCAACCAAAGUCAGAUCUCGGCACCAUUUAUAUCCAUUGUACAUCCUAAUUUCAGGUCUAAAAGAGGACCUUAAGUGGUGCACAGGACUUAUGCGUAGAGAUGACUUUUUUCCAGUGAAUUGAAGGACUAAACAGCAAUUCCAGUCUGUCUCCCUAUGGCAAAGCGCGAUGGGACAGCAGAUCCUCUGAGGAGCUGAGACCCCUGUCUCCCCUAGGAUUUGGCAGGAGGAGAGAGCCCUCGGGAUGCCUUCAGCUCUGGAGCCUUAUCAGAGCAUUCUGGACACACCUGAGUAGUCUGAUACUCUUAACACAGUAGUGUAUGGUACUGCUGCACUGAAAAGCAACAAGCUCCU
Molecule: messenger RNA, 2508 nt
Organism: Cygnus atratus (black swan)
Lineage: Eukaryota; Metazoa; Chordata; Aves; Anseriformes; Anatidae
Gene: SMAD9
Product: SMAD family member 9
Exons: 7
Coding region: 341-1771 (476 amino acids)
Biological process (GO): regulation of transcription by RNA polymerase II; transforming growth factor beta receptor signaling pathway; anatomical structure morphogenesis
Cellular component (GO): heteromeric SMAD protein complex
Molecular function (GO): RNA polymerase II cis-regulatory region sequence-specific DNA binding; DNA-binding transcription factor activity, RNA polymerase II-specific; I-SMAD binding
Source: RefSeq, a predicted model, not a curated record